CGCCGGCGCCGGCGUCCCUCACUGGGUCCCUAAGCUCAGGCGCUCAGGCUUCAGCCUCCGCUGCCCGGCCGGUACCUGUCUCCCACCGUCCACUCCCCGCCACUGGGUCCUUACAUCAUCCGGACUGUGCCGCUGCCAUGGGCCCGCGCCAGCCACGCUGCGGGGCCGGGAGCCGCUAAGGUGCGGUGCGAAGAUGGGCGAGGGCGGAGCAGGGCCCGAGCGCCAGCCCCAGCAGUCCGGGCGCCCCGCGCGCGCCCGCCCGCGUCGCCGCGGGGAUGCCCGCGCCCGCCGCCGCGCCCUGAGCGCCUUUGUCUGCUUUCCGCGCCUUUCGUAUCAUCCCUAGUUUAGCCGGCGCCGGAUCAUGGAGCUGUGCCAGCCGACCUCCCUGUCGGACCACGACCAGCCGGCGUCUGGGCCCCAGCGUGGGGUCAAGGGGCCGGUGGGGCCCGACGCUCCUCGCGGCUGGUCAGAUGAGCCCGAGGAACACGCCCAGCUUCAACGGUGGCCAGAGGGACCCAACCUGCCAAUCUGCUGGCCCGAAGAGGUAGAGGAGCCUCACGCUCCUAGUCGCUGGGCCAAAGAGCCCAACGCCCCUCGCUGCUCGUCCCAGGAGUCCGAUGAAUCCUGUCACUUGGCUAAGGAGCUGGAGGAAUCCGACUCCCCUCGCUGCUGGCCCCAGAAGCCAGACACACCGUGCCACUUGGCCAAAGAGCUAGAGGAACCCGACGUCCCUCGCUGCUGGCCCCAGGAGCCAGACGCAUUCUGUCACUUGCUCAAGGAGGUGGAGGAACCUGAUGCCCCUCGCUGCUGGCUUCAAGAGCCAGACGUGCCGUGCCACUUGGCCAAGGAGCUGGAGGACCUCGACGCCCCUCGCUGCUGGCCCCAGGAGCCCGACGAAUCCUGUCACUUGGCUAAAGAGCUGGAGGAACCCAACGCCCCUCGCUGCUGGCCCCAGGAGCCCGACGUGCCGAGUCUCUUGGCCAAAAAGUGGGAGGAAUCCGACGCACCGUGUUUGUUGGCGGAGGAGCUGGAAGAGCCUGAUGCCCCUCACAGCUGUCUUCAGGAGGCGGACGCAGGGUGCCUCUCGGCCAAGGAGCCAGAGGAACCUGACACCUCUCACCUGUGGCAGGGAGGACCCGAUGCACCGUGCCUCUUGGUCAAGGAACCAGAGGAGGCCGAUGCACUUCACUGUUGUUGGCCCGAGGAAUCCGAGGAGCCGGAUGCUCUCAACCCACGGUGCUUCUGGGCCAAUAAACCAGACGAGCCCGAUGCACCACGCUGUUGGUCAGAGGAGUCCCAGGUGCUGUGCCUCUGGCCGGAGGAGCAGAACACAACGCGGUGCUGGCAGGAAGAGCCCGAUGCACCCUGCUUCUGGCCCGAGGAUCGAGAGGAACCCAUAGUUUCGUGUCUCCAAUUUAAAGAGCCGGAGAAGCCCAAAGUUCGGAGCAGUUGGCCCGAGGAGCUGAAAGACUGCUGCCCUACGCGGGGUCUACCCCUAGAGCCCUUGCUCGCCGAUGGCGAGCUGCUGCAGGCAUGUCCCGGGCCACCCUCGGACCCAGGCCCAGCGUUGUCGCUGCCCAGCGAACCCGGGACAGCUCAGGAGGAGGGUGGACGCCUCAGGGCGGUAUUCGACGCCCUGGACAGGGAUGGGGAUGGCUUCGUCCGAAUCGAGGAUUUCAUCCAAUUCGCCACGGUCUAUGGGGCAGAGCAGGUGAAGGACUUAACUCAGUACCUGGACCCGAGUGGGCUUGGCGUAAUCAGCUUUGAAGAUUUCCACCAAGGGAUUGUAGCCAUCAGAAAUGGAGAUCCUGAUGGCCAGCUGUACCGUGUGGAGCCUGUCCAAGAUGAAGAGACCCCUGCCUGUGCCGAUGAGUUUGACGACUUUGUCACCUACGAGGCCAACGAGGUGACAGACAGUGCAUACAUGGGGUCCGAGAGCACCUACAGUGAGUGUGAGACCUUCACAGAUGAGGACACCAGCACCCUGGUGCACCCUGAGCUGCAGCCUGAAGGGGACGUCGACAGUGCUGGUGGCUCAGGGGUGCCCUCCGAGUGCCUGGACACCAUGGAGGAGCCUGACCAUGGUGCAUUGCUGCUGCUCCCGGGCAGAUCCCGCCCCCACAGCCAAGCUGUCGUCAUGGUGAUUGGCAGUGAGGAACAUUUUGAAGAUUUUGGUGAGGGCAGUGAGGCAGAGCUGUCCCCGGAGACCCUCUGUAAUGGGGAGCUGGACUGCGAAGACCCUGCUUUUCUCACGCCCAGCUCCAACCCUCUUGCCUCAAAGCUGUGCGACGUCCUCACUGACGAGGCCUUUGAGUUUUACUGUAGCCAGUGCCACAAACAGAUCAACCGCCUUGAGGAUCUGUCUGCCCGCCUGACCGAUCUUGAGAUGAAUAGCCCAGCCAAGCGGCUCUCCAGCAGGAAGGUGGCAAGGUAUCUGCACCAGUCGGGGACUCUGACUAUGGAGGCCCUGGAGGACCCUCCCCCAGAGCCUGUGGAGUGCCCAGAGGAGGACAUUGCAGACAAGGUCAUCUUUCUGGAGAGACGGGUGUCAGAGCUGGAGAAGGACAGUGCGGCUGCUGGCGAGCAGCAUGGCAGGCUGAGGCAAGAAAACCUCCAGCUGGUGCACAGAGCCAAUGCCUUGGAGGAGCAGCUGAAGGAGCAGGAGUUCCGAGCCCAGGAGCGGGUCCUGGAGGAAGGCAGGAAGCAGAAGGAGCUUCUGUGCAAGAUGGAGCGUGAGAGGAGCAUUGAGACGGAGAGCCUGCAGGCCAGGUUGCAGCAGCUGGAUGAGGAAAACAGUGAGCUGCGGUCCUGCACACCCUGUCUGAAGGCCAACAUCGAGCGCCUGGAGGAGGAGAAGCAGAAGAUGCUGGAUGAGAUUGAGGAGUUGACACAGCGGCUCAGUGAGGAACAGGAGAAUAAGAGGAAAAUGGGGGACAGGCUGAGCCAUGAGCGGCACCAAUUUCAGAGAGACAAGGAGGCAGCUCAGGAGCUGAUCGAGGACCUCCGCAAGCAGCUAGAACACCUACAGCUCCUCAGACUGGAGAUGGAGCAGCGACGGGGCCGCAGCAGCAGCCUGGGCCUGCAGGAGUACAACAGCCGUGCACGGGAGAGCGAGCUGGAGCAGGAGGUCCGCAGACUCAAACAGGACAACCGUAACCUGAAGGAGCAGAAUGACGAGCUGAAUGGACAGAUCAUCACCCUCAGCAUCCAGGGUGCCAGGAGCCUCUUCUCCACGUCCUUCUCGGAGUCCCUGGCCGCAGAGAUCAGCUCUGUCUCCCGGGAUGAGCUCAUGGAAGCAAUCCAGAAGCAGGAGGAGAUCAAUUUCCGCCUGCAGGACUACAUUGACAGGAUUAUUGUGGCCAUCCUAGAGACCAACCCAUCCAUCCUAGAGGUCAAGUAGUACAUCUUAGCCCAGUUUGGGCUGGUUAUAGACUCCACAGCACCCAGGAGUGGCCCUGUCUUGCCACAAAGAGCCACGAGCAGCAGGUCCUGCAGCUUACCAAGCCAGCCCAGGGUGUGUGGGCCCUCAUGCAGCUCAACUGGGAAAAUAAAGAAGGGCUGCGGAGGCAAUAAGAAGGAAGAAAGGGAAGUCCACAGAAGGCAGAGUGGGGCUGGCUCUCUGAACAUCAGGAAACCAGGGCCUCCCACCACAAGCCGGCCUCACCACCAACACCCAUGUCUGCUCAGCAGUAUGCAGAUAUGUGGGGAUAGUCUCUCAGGCUGGCAUGGAGAGAGAGAGAGAGAGAGAGAGAGAGAGAGAGAGAGAGAGAGAGAGAGAAUGAGAAUAUGAGUCCUCCCCUCAGUUGCUGCCUCUCGCUCCUGCUGACAUGGUGCCACCCAAGCUUGGCCAUUCCCACAUAGUCAGCAAGCUCUGGACCCAAAGUUGGACAAAGAAAUGGUAGUGUUGGAAAGACAGACAGGCAAAGAUGGCACAUGUGGGGUCUGCUUCCAGUCCAUAGGCCACCAAUUCUCCUUGCGCUGCUCAGGCCUUCUCUCACCAGAUGGGCUUCCAUUCACCUUCGGACCCAGGGCCUCCAAGCUACACAGCUGUUCUUUGGCCAGACCCUCACGACAGCAACUCAUCAACUCUGGCUCUUGUAGGGCUGGAGCAGCUGGUUGAUGUUGACUGGAACUCACUUCCUGGCCUGGUGAGCACGGUCAGCGCGACCCCAGUGCAGGUGCUGCUUCUCCUCAGGUGUGGCCUACCUUGGCUCCUGCACCCACGCCCUCCUCAGGCUGACUUUACUGCCUUGGGAGACGUUACGUUUCCCAGAGAAUAGUCUAGGCCUCUGGACCUUGUCUGCUUUUGACUUUAAAUCCCUAGGUGUCCCCAGGACUCAUUUUCGAGUGGAUAAUGGAGGAGGUUCUGCACUGACCCAGAGGCACAGGAAGGCUUGCUGUCUGCCCUGCACCACCCACAGAGCUGCAGCACCCACAGCAGCUAGGCCUGAGCCUGAGCACUAGCCGGGUCUGGGCACAGUGUCUGAGACCACACCAUAGGCUGCGUGUGUGUGAGUGUGUAUGUAUGGACGUGUGUGCGCAUGCAUGAGUGUGCACACAAGUGUGAGUGUAUGAAUGCUUGUGCCCACACAUGCUGCCCUGCAUCCCUUCACUGCCUAUCCCCCUGCCCCCACCUCACUUCUACACUACGGUUUAAGAUGUUGCCUCGUAUUGUACAUUUUGGGGAAAGCCUUGUGUGUAAAUCAGUGUAAACUUGAAGGAGAGAUUUUUUUCUAUCAUGUAGAGUAGGUAUUUUUUAUAGAUUGAAGGUUGAUCAAUUUUUUAAUACUUUCCAGAGAGAAAACUAUCUGUGUAUACAUAUGAAAUAUAUAUAUAUAUGUAUAAUAUAUCAAUAUUGGAGCCCCGCCUUUCUGUGCCCAGGUCCAGGCCCUGUGUAAGGGCUGGCAGCCUGUCUCUGCUGUCCAACCCUGCAGUGCUCACUUUAAACACAGGUCUCUAGGAGACCCUGGGAAACACACCAAUCACCCACUUGCUCACGGCAUUGCUUCAGCUCCCUGAGAAGUGGCUCUUCCUCCAGAGCAUGGCAGGCUGGGAGGCCAGCAGGACCCUGCCCCAUGUGUCAGCGAACACAGAUUAAAGCUGUUACCACACA
Molecule: messenger RNA, 5113 nt
Organism: Mus pahari (shrew mouse)
Lineage: Eukaryota; Metazoa; Chordata; Mammalia; Rodentia; Muridae
Gene: Rab11fip3
Product: RAB11 family interacting protein 3
Exons: 15
Coding region: 362-3400 (1012 amino acids)
Biological process (GO): regulation of cytokinesis; endocytic recycling
Cellular component (GO): cleavage furrow; recycling endosome membrane; endocytic vesicle
Molecular function (GO): calcium ion binding
Source: RefSeq, a predicted model, not a curated record